CCUUCAUCUAUUUACCACCACAAACAAUUCCGAACACCCCCCCGCCUCCACAAAAAUGGGCCGCCAACUCCAAAAGAAGAAAAACAGAAGCUCAAUACCGAAGCAAUCCAAGCACAAAAACCCUCGCAUCUUCAAGGUCCAUCCAACCGGGAACGCCCUCAUAGCUGCAAACUGGGAUCGUAAGCAAACGCUCUCGCAGAAUUACCGAAGAUUGGGAUUAGUUUCUAGGCUGGGGAAGGCUACUGGGGGUGUUGAGAAGGGUUUCGCUUCUUCUGCUGCUGCCCAGCAGCAGCAGAAGGAAAGGGUGAAGAAGCUGGCGCCCGGCGAAGCGCGUAUCGUCCGUGAUGAGGAGGGGAAUGUUAUUCAAGUCAUUUACGGCAAGUCUGCUGAGGAGGCGCUGGACUCCGACUCUGAAGAGUUCACGGGGUGUGCUGGAGGGGGUGGUGAAGAAAUGGAUUUUGUCAAAAAGUUGGAAGCCCAGGCUACCGUCGGCGAGAGGAAGAGUAGGAAGAUUUUGUGCCCUGGGGAGAUGGAUUGGAUUUCCAGGCUUGUGGAAAAGUAUGGGGAGGAGGAUUGCGAGAGGAUGGUCAGGGAUCGGAAGAUGAAUGUGUACCAGCAAACGCUCGGGGAUAUUAGACGGAGAGUUGCGAUUUGGAAGAGGCAGAGGGCGGAGGAGGAGAAGGGCAAGAAGAGAGAGGAGGUUUGCACUUGAUUGGUUGGUUGCGCGGGGGGGGGGAGAAUGUAAUGUUUAUGCAUACCGGCGUUUUUGUUUCGGAAUUG
This is a messenger RNA of Tuber melanosporum (Perigord truffle), 780 nucleotides long. RefSeq lists its product as uncharacterized. Bases 56 to 712 code for a protein of 218 amino acids. The record is from RefSeq and is a predicted model, not a curated record. The transcript is spliced from 2 exons. Gene Ontology annotation, cellular component: nucleolus. Lineage: Eukaryota; Fungi; Ascomycota; Pezizomycetes; Pezizales; Tuberaceae. Gene Ontology annotation, biological process: ribosomal large subunit biogenesis.